This is a messenger RNA of Anoplopoma fimbria (sablefish), 2439 nucleotides long. It is a transcript of the gene loxl4, whose product is annotated as lysyl oxidase-like 4. The record is from RefSeq and is a predicted model, not a curated record. Gene Ontology annotation, biological process: peptidyl-lysine oxidation. The transcript has 14 exons. The coding region runs from base 1 to 2439 and encodes 812 amino acids. Gene Ontology annotation, cellular component: membrane. Gene Ontology annotation, molecular function: protein-lysine 6-oxidase activity; copper ion binding. NCBI's taxonomy places the organism in Eukaryota, Metazoa, Chordata, Actinopteri, Perciformes, Anoplopomatidae.
AUGACCCGCACCCUCCGCUUGAGCUCCAUCCUCCUCCUCCUCCUCUCCCUCCUCCUCCUGUCCCUCUCCGGUCCUGCUGCUGCCGAACCUUCGCGGACCACGUCCCCUCAGCGCAGGGCAGCUCGCGCACCGGCCGCCAAGGUGCGUUUGGCCGGCAACUUUGCGCGAGAACCGCACGAAGGGCGCGUGGAGGUGCUGCACAACAACACCUGGGGGACCGUCUGCGAUGACGAAGUGGACAUCAAGAUGGCCAACGUGGUGUGCCGGGAGCUGGGUUUCCAGAGUAGCAUGACGUGGGCACACAGCGCCAAGUAUGGAGAAGGAGCAGGCCCGAUAUGGAUGGAUAAUGUACGCUGUGACGGGACAGAGAAGUCCUUGAAAGAAUGCAAACACAACGGUUGGGGGGUGAAUGACUGUAAACACUCUGAAGACUUGGGGGUGGUGUGCAGCCCGGCGCGCAGGCUGGACCAGACAGCCGGUAGAGGCCACAUCCCCGCCAUCACAAGGCCUAAUGGCAGCCCCGCACCUCAGUGGCAGGGUCCUGUGGUCACCCGCAGGCAUCCAGGAUAUGGCUAUUAUGGAAACGGACAUCAACAGGAGAUCCCCAGGUUCCAAAGACACCACCAGGGUAACAGUAAGGUGCAAAUCGAGGAGGUCCGUCUUCGUCCCAUCCUCAUGGCUACCAAGAGGAAGAGCCUUAUCACAGAGGGUGCGGUGGAAGUGAAGCAUGCAGGGAGAUGGAGGCAGGUUUGCGACAUGGGUUGGAGUCUCAACAGCAGCCGAGUUGUGUGUGGGAUGCUUGGCUUUCCAGAGGCGACUCAGCACAAUGUCAAAACAUAUAAGAAAAUAUGGGAUACCAAGGUUGCAGAUCCUACAACAAGAUUGAGCAUCAUGUCAAAGAAAAAGGGAUUCUGGGUAGAAAAGGUUCACUGUCUGGGCACUGAGAACAGCCUGUCAGAGUGCCUUGGUCAGCUGUCAAUUCCCCGUAGUCCCAGUCCUUGUAAGAACGGGAGACAUGCAGUUGUGAAGUGUGUGCCAGGACCUCAGUUUGCUCGCAUCUCCUCAGGAAGACCCCAGGCCCCCUAUCCAGUUGUGCCCGUGCGUCUGAAGGCCGGCCCCAGACUGGGAGAAGGUCGCGUGGAGGUGCUCCGAGACGGAAAGUGGGGGACCAUCGUGGACCACAUGUGGGACAGACCCGCAGCCAGUGUGGUGUGCAGAGAACUGGGCUUUGGUACCGCAAAAGAUGCCCUGCAAGGAGCCUUUAUGGGUCAAGGUACAGGACCUAUCCAUAUGAACAGUGUCCAGUGUAUGGGGUCAGAGCGCUCCAUCCUAGACUGCUACUUCCGGGAAGUCCAACCGUGGACAUUCAAACACAGCCAGGACGCCUCAGUGCGCUGUUACGUCCCUAACACAGGAAUAGAGAACUUGGUGCGACUUGUUGGCGGUAGAGUCCCAUCAGAAGGCCGUGUGGAGGUGUUGAUGGAGGUUGGGGGUCGUAAGCGUUGGGGCUCUGUCUGCAGUGAGAACUGGGGCAUCAACGAGGCCAUGGUGUUGUGCAGACAGCUCGGCCUGGGCUUUGCUGCCAGUGCUCAUCAGGAGACCUGGUACUGGCCAGGUAACUCAAAUGCAAGUGAUGUGAUUCUCAGUGGAACUCACUGUGUGGGCACAGAGCUUUCUAUUCAACAGUGCCGCCGCAACAACCACGUCCACUGUCCUCGCGGAGGUGGAACUAAGGCCGCUGGGGUCACCUGUUCAGACACGGCACCUGACCUCGUUCUGGACGCCCAGCUGGUCCAGGAGACAGCCUACCUGGAGGACCGACCCCUUCACCUGCUGACCUGUGCCAAUGAGGAGAACUGUCUGUCCUCGUCUGCUGCCAGGAUGAACUGGCCUUAUGGCCACCGACGCCUUCUGCGCUUCUCCUCCCGAAUUAUGAACCUGGGUCGCUCCGAUUUCAGACCCAAAUCAACAAGAGAGAGCUGGACAUGGCACCAGUGUCACAGGCACUACCACAGUAUCGAGGUGUUCACGCAUUACGACCUGCUGACUCUGAAUGGCACGAGGGUUGCAGAAGGACACAAGGCCAGUUUCUGUCUGGAGGACACUUAUUGCCCUGAAGGACUCCAGAAGCGGUUCUCCUGCUAUAAUAUGGGUGAUCAGGGUAUCUCUGUGGGAUGCUGGGAUACGUAUCGCCACGAUAUCGACUGUCAGUGGAUCGACGUAACGGAUGUACGGCCAGGAGAUUACAUCUUCCAGGUGGAAGUCAACCCCUCGAUGGACAUGGCUGAGUCUGACUUCAUGAACAAUGUCAUGAGAUGUCGGUGCAAAUAUGAUGGCCACAGAGCUUACAUGUAUGGAUGUCAUGCAGGUGAUGCAUACAGUGCAGAGAUUGAGGACCUGUUUGAGCACCAGAGGCAAAUCACCAACAACUUUGUGUAG